AAAAAAUCCAUCAAAGUUGUUGGAACAAUCGCUUCAAAACACAACGAAAUUAACCUUAAACCCUUGGAUUCAAUCAACAUAAACUGCAAUUCUAAAUUCUUUCUACAAUAAUCGAAUUGAAGAAAAAUGUCAUCUUGGAUCCCUUCACUCUUCAAUCCCUUCACCGACGACGACAAUAAUCUCAAUCCACCCGAGCAUUCCUCACCCCCAAAAAGCCCUGCUGCCGGCGCUAGGGAUGAUCUCUCAGCCGUGUUCCGCGGUGUCGCCGCCUUUCUCGCGCCUCCCCCGGCGGCGACUGCCUCCUCAUCUGAGGCAAUCGAUGGGAUUAAAAGUGAUUUGGCUGAAAUCCAGGGCACAUUCAGAUCAGGGCUAUCGCUAAUCUCGUCGAAGAUUACUUCGAAUCUACUGCAGCUACAGAAUCAAAUCAGUGAUGGAGAUGGGAAUGAUGGCGUGGAAGAAGAGGGGGAAGAGGAAGAUGACGAUGAGGAAGAUGGAUUGGGGAUUAGUGAAGAGAUUUUGGAAUUUGUUUUGAAAAUCUCGAGGCGGCCGGAGCUGUGGACUGAUUUCCCCCUUUCCAUGCCUGAAAUUGAUUUUCAAUUGUCAAAUUAUCAGAAAGAGCAUGCGGAAAAUAUUGACCAUUUGGUACCUGACUUUGAGAUGCUGAGGCAGAAACUAUGCAGUCAAAUGAGCAAGGAGAAGUUUUGGCUUAUAUACUUUAUUCUACUUCUUCCCAGGUUGAAUGAAGAAGAUCUGAAGCUUCUCUCGACUCCACAGGUUGCUGAAGCAAGGGAGACACUUUUGAAGCAACUUCAAAAUAAGAAUGCUCAAGAAACCUCCGGAAACCCUGACUCAUCUGAUGCUAAGGAUGCAUCAUCUGAGACUGUAAAUCCAACUCAACCCAGCGAGACUGUUGAAGAGCCUGAACCUGAAUCUGAAUCUGAAUCUGUAUCUGGUCAUCAGCCAGAGGAAGUUGAGGCAGGCCCGUCCGCUGAUGCUCACAAGCAAUCUCCAAACGAGGAGGAUGUUUCAUUUAGCGAUCUUGAAGACGAGGAAAAUGAUGAUCCGUCAGAUAAGCUAUCAGCACGUAGAGCAUCAACGAGCGAAAAAGCUUGGGUUCAACUGGAUGAGAACUCGGGAUCUCAGGGUUCUAAGCCAAACGCAAGCCACAAUGUUUCAAAGGAUAAAGAAUCAGAAGGUGAGGAUUCGAACGAUUGGCUCACUGUUGAUGAUACCGAUUUCGACAAUUUGGGAGCAGUGUGAAACUUCUACCAUGUGUAAAUUUAUUUCUCCCUUCCUAUAUUUUUUUUUCUUUUACAUUUCUGUGUAGAAAUUAGCAGCCUUAGUUGAUUAAAGGAGGAUGGGCGAUAUUACAAUGCAUGUCAAGAAAUUGCUUUCUUUUUCUUUUUUUUUUGGUCAUUUUAGUGUUGCUUAUUUUCGUCAACUGUGAUAUGUGUGUUUAAUUUGUAUAUAAAUUAAUGUGUAUUUUUUGGGUGUA
This is a messenger RNA of Salvia hispanica, 1495 nucleotides long. RefSeq lists its product as uncharacterized. The record is from RefSeq and is a predicted model, not a curated record. Lineage: Eukaryota; Viridiplantae; Streptophyta; Magnoliopsida; Lamiales; Lamiaceae.